AUGGCAAAUCUCAGAUCUGCUGUUGCUAAGGUGUCAGAAGCCUGGAAGAUUAAAAUAGCUCAACUUUCACCCAUCAAGAAGGCGAUGAAUGACUUUACUUUUAAAACUGGGUACUACAACCAAAUUGGUCUCCUUUGGCACGAUAUUAUGCCACAAAACGCCAUCGCCAAAGAAGCCUUCAGACGUCUUCCGCGCGAAGAACGUGAAGCUCAAGAUUUCCGACUUGCUCGUGCUUUCCUUCUUUCAGCCAACAAGACUAUUCUUCCCAAGGAAGAAUGGACCAAAAUGGAGGACGAUGUUCCCUAUCUGGAUCCUUAUAUUAAAGUUGUAGAGAAAGAAGUUCAAGACAAAGCUGAGUGGGAUAAUUUUAUCGAACCAAGAAGCUAUCCUUAG
Rodentolepis nana is the source of this 393-nucleotide messenger RNA. The record is from the annotation of a GenBank genome assembly. Lineage: Eukaryota; Metazoa; Platyhelminthes; Cestoda; Cyclophyllidea; Hymenolepididae.